CACGUGUCACUCCAUCCAUCCCCAAAAGCGGUGAAGAUGCGCGUCGUUGGAUUGGUGUGUCUGGUGCUGCUGGGAGCCCUGGCCUGGCAGGCGAGGGGGCAGGACGAAGAAGAAGAGAACACUGAGACCUACGCUUCGGCCCUGCUGGAGUCCUGCAGCGGAUGACGUUUGAACAAACUUCCGAAGGUGAAGAAUUUCAUCAACAAUCACCUUCCGAAGUAUCCUAAUGUGGAUGUCAAGUACGUGGGAGGGAGGGAUCCUGAGAUGCUCUUCAUGAAUGACAGUGGAGAGGUGGUCAAGAGGGCGUCGGUGGUGAGUAUGAAUGAAGACGAGAUCAAUCAACUGCUCAACGAUCACGGGUUCUUCAAGGAAGAAGAGCCUGAGCCAGUUCCCGACUCUGAUGACGAGUCCAAAGAAGAGCUGUAGCAGCCCCUUCACCCCUCUCUCCCUCUCUCUGUCUCUUCCUUCACGUGGUUGUGUGUGUGUUUGUGCUGUUCUUGUGGAGUGUAUGACGUGGUUGUUCCCUCAACGGUCAAGGCCGAGGGCAACCGCUGAUGUUCCGAUGUCCACAGACUAGCCUGUACUACACAAAUCAUGUUUACAUAAUUAUACGCGCA
Geodia barretti is the source of this 617-nucleotide messenger RNA. The record is from the annotation of a GenBank genome assembly. NCBI's taxonomy places the organism in Eukaryota, Metazoa, Porifera, Demospongiae, Tetractinellida, Geodiidae.